This is a messenger RNA of Oikopleura dioica, 942 nucleotides long. Lineage: Eukaryota; Metazoa; Chordata; Appendicularia; Copelata; Oikopleuridae. The record is from the annotation of a GenBank genome assembly.
AUGGGAGGCUGGCAUGCCGUAGAAGGGUUUAUCAGCGAAGCUGGGAAGCAUUCGACCUGGGCUGGGAAAUUUUAUAACACUUUUUUCGAUGUUUUCAGGCUGUUAUUUCUUGUUUCGAUUGUCGACAACACUUUCAAAGAUAAAAAACUCAAAUGCGAUACAAAAAUGCCUGGUUGCAAUGAAAUGUGCACGAAUAGAUUCCUUCCCAUCGAUGUCAUCGUUUUCUGGGCCAUUCAGAUCUUCACUGUUUGUCUUCCGACAGUAAUCUACAUGACUUACGUUGUGCACAAGACGAAAGAAAUCAAAGACGCACGUGCGCGAAAGGAAGAAAUUGAAGGAAAAUUACGGGAGAAACGAAAGAUCGAAUUGAAUUUUGAAAAACGAUUUAUCAAGGCUUGCAAGGAUGAGAUUAUUUUGACUGAUGGGCAUAUCGCGGCCGAAACUGAGCAGAUGGAGUUUGUUCUUCAGGAUGUUGAAGAGGAAACGAAACUGCUGGACGAGAACGCGGAAAUCGAGGAGAAAUUGAACAAAGAUGGGAUUAUGGCGACCAAAGCCAUGGACCAGUCCAAUAUGACUCCGCCCAAGCUCUUCCUUGGCUAUUUCUCCAUGGUGUUGUGCAGAACGCUCAUCGAAAUGGCUUUCAUUUCGUUCUACUUCAAGGUGUACAUUUUCGACCUUGUCAUGCCAAAGGUUUACUAUUGCGACGCAACUCCAUGCCUCUCCAUGACGGCCUGUUUCGUCUCUAGACCGAAUGAAAAGACCUACGUUCUUCAUAUCAUGUUCAUUUUGGCUUGCUUCACUCUUGCUUGCUCCAUCUUCGAGCUUCUCAAUCUCGGCCUCUCUGCCCCAGUCAAAGCAUGGAAAAAUCGACACAAGGACAUCACCAAGGACCCCCGAUAUGCUCCAGAAGAACACACUAUCAUCCCAACUUUUGCUGCCUAA